GCCCAGUCCUUUGCCACCUUAUUUCCUUCGUCGCCUAUAUAAAGCCAGCAAUGGACAUACCCGUGCCAGUGCCAAUCCCACAUACCUCUCGCAUCCAGCCAGCUUUCUGAUCGAAAGAGCAGGAGGCUGCUCGCUAUACUCCUACUCGCUAGGGAGAGGAGCGAGAGCAAGGAGGAUGGCCACGAGACCUGGCCCCCUCAGCCGCUGGCCAUGGCAAGAUCUUGGAAACUACAAGUACGCGGUGGUGGCUCCAUGGGCGGCGCGCAGCACGUACAGGUUCUUGACGGCGAGCGGCAGCGAUGACCAGAGGAGGGACCUGCUCGGCUUCGCCGUGCUGCCGGUGCUCCUCCUCCGCCUCCUCUACAGCCAGGUGUGGAUCAGCGUCUCCCGCCACCAGACGGCGAGGAGCAAGCACCGGAUCGUGAGCAAGAGCCUGGACUUCGAGCAGGUGGACCGGGAGAGGAGCUGGGACGACCAGAUCCUCCUGACGGCGCUGCUCUUCUACGUGGUGAACGCGGCGGCGCCGGCGGCGCAGGGGCUGCCGUGGUGGAACUCCAAGGGCCUGGUGGUGGCGGCGCUGCUGCACGCGGGGCCAGUGGAGUUCCUCUACUACUGGCUCCACCGCGCGCUGCACCACCACUACCUGUACGCCCGGUACCACUCGCACCACCACGCGUCCAUCGUGACGGAGCCCAUCACCUCCGUCAUCCACCCCUUCGCGGAGGAGGUGGUCUACUUCGCCCUCUUCGCCAUCCCGCUGCUCACCAUGGUGGCCACCGGCACCGGCUCCGUCGUGGUGGCCAACGGAUACCUCAUCUACAUCGACUUCAUGAACUACCUCGGCCACUGCAACUUCGAGCUCGUCCCCAAGAUGCUCUUCGACGUCUUGCCUCCACUCAAGUACCUCAUGUACACGCCAUCGUUCCACUCUCUGCACCACACGCAGUUCCGCACCAACUACUCCCUCUUCAUGCCGCUCUACGACUACCUGUACGGGACGCUGGACAAGUCGAGCGACGACCUGUACGAGCGCACGCUGCACGGCCGGGAGGAGGCGCCCGACGUCGUCCACCUCACGCACCUCACCACGCCGGACUCCGUCCUCCACCUCCGCCUCGGCUUCGCCUCCCUCGCCGCUGCGCCGCUCGCCGCCCCCUUCGCCACCAGGCUGCGCCUCCGAGCGGCGGCCCCGCUGGCCAAGCUCACCUCGCUCCUCGGGAGCACCUUCAGGGCCGAGGCCAACAGGCUCCACAACCUCAACAUCGAGACAUGGGUCGUCCCAAGAUACACAUCCCAGUAUUUGUCGAAGGAUGGUUUGUAUUCGAUCGGGCGCUUGAUUGAGAAGGCCGUGGCCGAUGCAGAAGCAAGUGGCGCCAGGGUGCUAACGCUCGGUCUACUGAAUCAGGCGAACGAGUUGAACCGGAACGGAGAGCUAUAUGUCAUCAGGAAACCUAACCUGAAGACCAAGAUCGUCGAUGGGACCAGCUUGGCCGUCGCCGCCGUGGUCCACAUGAUCCCUCCAGGCACGAAGGACGUGCUCCUCCUGGGAGACGCGAACAAGGUCGCCACCGUGUUGGCUUCGGCUCUCUGCGAACGGGAAAUUCUGGUUCAGAUGGUGGACAAGGAUCUGUAUGACUGCCUGACGCAGGAGCUGCGCCCAGAGCUGCACAAGCACCUGCUUGUUUCUAGCAGUUACACCAGCAAGGUGUGGCUUGUUGGUGACAAGCUGAGGGAUCAAGAGCAGAGGAAGGCCCAGGCCGGCGUCCACUUGGUGCCCUACUCACAGUUCCCUCCCAACGCGAUGCGCGAGGACUGCGUCUACCACAGCACCCCCGCGCUGGUGGUGCCGGACUUGUUCGAGAACCUCCAUGCCUGCGAGAACUGGCUGCCGCGGAGGGUGAUGAGCGCGUGGCGCGCGGCGGGCAUCGUGCACGCGCUGGAGAAGUGGGACGCGCACGAGUGCGGCGCCAGGGUCACCGGCGUCGACAAGGCCUGGCGCGCCGCGCUGGCCCACGGCUUCCGCCCCUACGACCGCCAUGGCGCCGCCGUCGCCAAGUGAUAGGAUCGCAGGAGGCAUGGAGCUCCGAUCCCGGCGGUGCCAUGCCAACGACGAAAUUAUUAAAGCAUGUUGGAUUGUUCUCUGUGUUGCUGAUCGAUGAUGAAGUGGUUGUAGCGUAAUGCGUGGCUUGAGGUGUGUUGGUUUCUUCUACUGGAAAAUGGAAUGAGCAAUAUUCCGAUAAAAAAUGCCUCUGAUUGAACACCCUAA
Messenger RNA from Panicum virgatum (switchgrass), 2266 nucleotides. Its product is annotated as very-long-chain aldehyde decarbonylase GL1-6-like. The transcript has 7 exons. NCBI's taxonomy places the organism in Eukaryota, Viridiplantae, Streptophyta, Magnoliopsida, Poales, Poaceae. The record is from RefSeq and is a predicted model, not a curated record. Bases 176 to 2059 code for a protein of 627 amino acids. Gene Ontology annotation, biological process: lipid biosynthetic process. Gene Ontology annotation, molecular function: iron ion binding; oxidoreductase activity.